UUUGCAAUACCUGGCUUUCUCUCAAGCUUCUUCACACCACCGUACUCCAAUCCGCUCUCCACAAUGGCGCGAAUUCUCAUAACAGGCUCUUCUGACGGUCUCGGUUUGGCCGCUGCUAAAAAGCUUGUUGCAAAUGGACAUUCCGUUGUCCUCCAUGCGCGCAACGCUCAACGCGCUGAAGACGCCGAAUCCGCAUGCCCUGGCGCUGAGAAGGUUGUAACGGGCGACCUGUCAAGCCUCUCCGAGACCAAGAGCAUGGCAGAGGAAGUGAACAAGCUCGGCGCAUUUGACUGUGUGAUUCACAACGCUGGGUUGUAUCAGGGCGAUUACCGCAAGACGAGCGAGGGCAUUCCUGCACUUGCAGCUGUCAACACGAUUGCGCCGUAUGUGCUCACCGCGUUGAUCAACCGCCCGAAGCGCUUGGUAUUCAUGUCUUCCGAGAUGCAUCAGAUGGGCUCUCCUAGUCUAGACGACAUCCUUUGGACGAAGCGCGGCGAGAGCGAGUACACCGCAAACGCGGCCUACUGCGCGAGCAAGCUACACAACGUCCUGUUCGCCAAAGCUUUCGCGCGCAGGUGGCCCGAUGUGAAGAGCAAUGCUCUAGACCCAGGCUGGGUGGCUACCAAAAUGGGCGGCAGCUCAGCAUCCGGAGAUCUCAAUGCGGCUGUCGAGAGCUACGUUAUGCUUGCGGAAGGAGAGGAAGAGAAGGCUAAGAAGACUGGAAGCUAUUUCCAUCCGAGUAAGCGAGAGGGAACCCCCCACAAGGCAACUUUAGAUGAGAAGAACCAGGAUAGGCUACUCGAGAUCUGCGCUGAGUUCUCUGGAGUGAACCUCCCGUGAAACUUACCACUAAACAUCGAGGAAACAACUGUCCUGCAAUUCCGUAUGGGUAUGCGACGGAUCGGCUAGACCUACGCUUCCCUUGACAGCAGGGGAAUGAUAGGGAAGCUGUUCUUGGCACCUUCGGUAGGAUGUCGAUAUAGUGCUCUGGAUCAGGAAGUAACAAUGAAUAUCGGAUACGUACCUCUUGAUAAGAUGCAGGUUAUGAUUCUUACCUCCUGCAUAUUGAACUACGCGAUCAUCAGCCUAUGUAGAUAUGUUAGUUUGCAGUCCAAACGCUAAGAUGCUCGGUAUGAUAGACGCCGUAAAAGCGCUACGCGACCCUGUUAACGCUCAGGUUUCUUGAACGCACGCGGAAACUUAACACCUUUCAUUACGGAGUAACAUUUGAUUGAUUUGGCGAGAGUUCGGACAACAGUACGCGUGC
Alternaria alternata is the source of this 1267-nucleotide messenger RNA. RefSeq names its product NAD(P)-binding protein. NCBI's taxonomy places the organism in Eukaryota, Fungi, Ascomycota, Dothideomycetes, Pleosporales, Pleosporaceae. The record is from RefSeq and is a predicted model, not a curated record. The transcript is spliced from 2 exons. The coding region runs from base 64 to 840 and encodes 258 amino acids.